AUGUGUCCGGUAUGUUCAGUCACACUGAUAGAACCACAACACGAGGCGGUUGAACAGAGGUUCCCGCAAACCCAGACAUCGGUCGAGCAGGGGCUCCCGAUUCACAACGAGACGGUCGAACAGAGGUUCCCGCAAACACAGACAUCGGUCGAGCAAGGGCUCCCGAUUCACAACGAGGCGGUCGAACAGGGGUUCCCGCACACACGGACAUCGGUCGAGCAGGGGCUCCCGAUUCACAACGAGGCGGUCGAACAGGGGUUCCCGCACACACGGACUUCGGUCGAGCAGGGGUUCCCGAGUUCUAGCGAGGCGGUCGAGCAGGGGCUCCCGCAUACACACACAACGGCCGAGCAGAGGCUCCCGAUUGUAACCGAGGUGGUCGAGCAGAGGCUCCCACAUACACCUGAGGCGGUCGACGACGAGCUCCCGCCUCUUAUCGACGAGAAUGAACGGGCUGUGGACUUAAAUGUGAACGACGUGGUGGAGACAGAGCUCCACGUCUAG
Messenger RNA from Peronospora matthiolae, 504 nucleotides. NCBI's taxonomy places the organism in Eukaryota, Oomycota, Peronosporomycetes, Peronosporales, Peronosporaceae. The record is from the annotation of a GenBank genome assembly.